AUGGAGGCGAGCGAGCUUGCCCUCCCGUCGGAGAACUUGAAGAGCUACCAGGCCAUGCACUGCCUCCGCAGCUCGCCGAACUGGUCUGGCCGCGCUAUGGAGCCGGAUGAGUCGGGUAUUCCGGCCAAGCACAAGCUCAGCUUUCUCAAAGCUGUGCAUGAAGAGCUGUCGCACAUGGGCAAUCGAGAUGGCAUAGUGCAGGCCUUGCAAGAGGAAGGCAAGAGCUGGAAGAAUCUUCAACUCGAUGCCCAGUUCGUCGUGUCUCGUUGCGAGAGGUGCAGGAAGAACACACAGCGCGGACUUUCAGGACCUUCCGUUCGGCAUCUGCCGACGCCUGGCCAGGUGGGUGCGGGGGAUGUGAUUGGCAUCGACAUGAAAACUGUCCGGCCGAUCAACAAGGACAAGUGGAUUUGCCUUUUGGCGGUCUGCUUCACUUCGAAGAAGGCUUUUGCGUGGGAUCUGGACUAUGGCUGCG
Symbiodinium sp. CCMP2456 is the source of this 475-nucleotide messenger RNA. The record is from the annotation of a GenBank genome assembly. NCBI's taxonomy places the organism in Eukaryota, Dinophyceae, Suessiales, Symbiodiniaceae.